Alligator sinensis (Chinese alligator) is the source of this 6046-nucleotide messenger RNA. RefSeq names its product ubiquitin associated protein 2 like (gene UBAP2L). The transcript is spliced from 28 exons. Gene Ontology annotation, molecular function: protein binding. The record is from RefSeq and is a predicted model, not a curated record. Gene Ontology annotation, cellular component: cytoplasm; nucleus. NCBI's taxonomy places the organism in Eukaryota, Metazoa, Chordata, Crocodylia, Alligatoridae.
CCCGUUCAGAGACCCACGUUGGUACCGUGCUUGGAUCCCUGCCAUGCCUUCUGCUGCAAAGCUUUGCCAGACAGAAAUCUGUCGUCUCAAUACACGGAUUAUUUUCACGCACGGCCAAAGCACUGGGUGAAGCGUAACGUAGCCCUUGUAGAGUAUCCCUCUGUGUCAGGCGCUUUCCGAGUUCUACCUUGUAAAUACUGUUAUUUGUAUAUACUGUAAAUGAUGACAUCGGUGGGCACUAACCGAGCCCGGGGGAACUGGGAGCAGACACAGACACAGAGCCAGACACAGCACAAGCAGCGGCCACAGGCUACUGCGGAACAGAUUCGACUUGCACAGAUGAUUUCGGACCACAAUGACGCUGACUUUGAGGAGAAGGUGAAACAACUGAUUGACAUCACGGGCAAAAACCAGGAUGAGUGUGUGAUUGCUCUGCACGACUGCAACGGGGAUGUUAACAGAGCCAUCAACGUACUGCUGGAGGGGAAUCCGGACACGCAUUCCUGGGAAAUGGUUGGUAAGAAGAAGGGUGUCUCGGGACAGAAGGAGAGUGGACAAACGGAACCCAGUGAAGAAAGUAAAGAGAACCGGGAAAGGGAUCGGGAUUACAGCCGGCGACGUGGCGGACCACCAAGGCGGGGCAGAGGCGCCAGCCGCGGGAGAGAGUGUAUGAGCCCGUACUUCAGUCGCAGCUUUCGGGGCCAGGAGAAUGGGCUGGAUGGUGGUAAGAGUGGAGGAUCUUCUGGAAGAGGCACGGAGAGAGGGAGACGAGGCCGUGGACGAGGCAGAGGUGGCUCUGGAAGGCGGGGGGGAAGAUUUUCUGCCCAAGGCAUGGGAACUUUCAACCCAGCUGAUUACGCAGAGCCAGCCAGUACGGAGGAGAACUAUGGGAAUAGCAACAACAACACGUGGAACAACACUGGCAGCUUUGAGCCCGACGAUGGCACGAGUGCAUGGAGGACAGCGACAGAGGAAUGGGGAACAGAGGACUGGAAUGAAGAUCUUUCAGAGACCAAGAUCUUCACUGCUUCCAAUGUGUCCUCAGUACCUCUGCCUGCAGAGAAUGUAACAAUCACAGCUGGACAGAGAAUCGACUUGGCAGUGCUGUUAGGAAAGACCCCCUCUUCUCUGGAGAAUGAGUCAGCAAGCUUGGAUUCAUCACAGGCCCCUUCCCUGGCCCAGCCUCUGGUGUUCAGCAAUUCCAAGCAGAGUGCUCUAUCCCAGCCAACCUCUGGGAACACCUUCUCUCAUCACAGCAUGGUGAGCAUGCUGGGGAAAGGGUUUGGAGACGUCGGGGAGGCCAAGGGCAGCAGCACCACAGGCUCGCAGUUCCUGGAGCAGUUCAAGACCGCGCAGGCCUUGGCUCAGCUAGCGGCUCAGCACACCCAGCCAGGCGGGAGCACCGCUGCCUCCUCCUGGGACAUGGGGUCCACAACGCAGCCCUCGGCCCUCGUGCAGUACGAUCUAAAGAACCAGACGGACUCCUCCGUCCACAGCCCCUUCACCAAGCGCCAAGCCUUCACGCCAACGUCGACCAUGAUGGAGGUGUUCAUGCAGGACAAGCAGCCUGUGGUGACGGCCCCUGCAACGGCACCACCGCCCCCUUCCUCUCCCCUGCCCAACAAAACCAACCCAGUUCCCCAGAUGUCCCCAGGGUCUUCAGACAACCAGUCCUCCAGUCCCCAGCCAGCGCAGCAAAAGCUCAAGCAACAGAAGAAGAAAGCCUCUUUGACAUCAAAGAUUCCUGCACUUGCCGUGGAGAUGCCAGGUUGAGCAGAUAUCUCAGGGCUAAACCUGCAGUUUGGGGCAUUGCAGUUCGGCUCUGAGCCCGUGCUCUCAGAGUAUGAGUCCACACCAGUGACGAGUGCUUCGGCAAGCCAGUCUCAGAGCAGCCUCUUCACCAGCACUGCGAGUGAAUCUUCGUCCACGAUUUCGUCCAAUCAAAGCCAGGAGUCUGGUUAUCAGAGCGGCACAAUACCGACGGCAACGUAUACCUCCCAGAACAGCGCUCAGGGACCACUGUAUGAACAGAGAUCCACCCAGACCAGGCGAUACCCAAACUCCAUCUCCUCCUCGCCCCAGAAAGACCUGGCCCAGGCCAAGAAUGGUUUCAGCUCUGUACAGCCCACGCAGCUACAAACCACGCAGGCCGUUGAAGGUGCUACAGGCCCUGCAGUGAAGUCGGAUUCUCCCUCUGCCCCCAACAUCGCGCCUCUCAGUGAUGCUGUCUCUGCAUCGUCUCUGCUGACAACAGCCAGCCAGCACUCGGCAGCCUUGGGCAGCCUGAGCCACAGCGAGGAGCUUCCCAGCACGACCACCACGCAGCUCAGCAGCACGUUACCCACGCAGCAGAACAGCCUCUCCUCAUCAACAUCCUCUGGGCGCACAUCUACGUCCACUCUUCUGCACACAAGUGUGGAGAAUGAAGCGAGCCUCCAUUCUGCUGCUAGCACUUUCUCCACCUCCUCCAGCACGGUCUCGGCUGCCCCGCCUGUGGUCAGUGUCUCCUCCAGCCUUGGCAGUGUCAGCAGCCUGGGGCUCAGCCUCGGCAGCAACUCCACGGUGACGGCCUCAACGCGCAGCUCAGUUGCAACAACAUCAGGAAAAGCCCCUCCCAACCUCCCUCCUGGAGUCCCACCGCUGUUGCCUAAUCCGUACAUCAUGGCUCCAGGCCUGUUACACGCCUAUCCGCCACAAGUGUAUGGGUAUGACGACUUGCAAAUGCUUCAGACGAGAUUCCCACUGGAUUACUACAGCAUCCCAUUCCCCACGCCUACCACCCCACUGACGGGAAGAGACGGCAGCCUGAGCAGCAACCCGUACUCUGGUGACCUCACAAAGUUCGGCCGAGGUGAUGCCUCCUCCCCUGCUCCGGCGACGACCCUGGCGCAGCCUCAGCAGAGCCAGACGCAGACACACCACACCACGCAGCAGACAUUCCUGAACCCGGCCCUGCCUCCUGGCUACAGUUACACCAGUCUGCCAUAUUACACAGGGGUCCCUGGGCUCCCCAGCACCUUCCAGUACGGGCCUGCCGUGUUCCCUGUUGCUCCUACCUCUUCCAAGCAGCAUGGUGUGAAUGUCAGCGUGAACGCAUCAGCAACCCCGUUCCAGCAGCCCAGUGGCUACGGCUCCCAUGGAUACAACACUGGUGUAUCGGUGACAUCCAGUAACACAGGAGUACCAGACAUCUCGGGCUCAGUCUACUCCAAAACUCAGCAGUCCUUUGAGAAGCAGGGAUUUCACACUGGAACCCCAGCAGCCUCCUUCAACUUGCCUUCGGCGCUGGGCAGCAGCGGCCCCAUCAAUCCUGCCACAGCUGCGGCAUACCCGCCGGCCCCCUUCAUGCACAUACUGACCCCACAUCAGCAGCCCCACUCGCAGAUCCUCCAUCACCACCUGCAGCAGGAUGGGCAGCUUCCAUAUUUGCAGAUGAUACUGUGCUGCCAACGCCAGCAGGAAGACCAGAGUGGCACCGGACAGCGCAGCCAGGGCAGCUCCAUCCCCCAGAAGUCCCAGGCCAACAAGUCCACCUACAACAGCUACAACUGGGGUGCCAACUGAGCCGCCGCCAAGAGCAACAACCAACCCAACCUGCCACCCCAGGGAGAAGCGUGCACCACCCACGUCCCAGCCGUCUGGGCCGUGCUGGGCUCUGCAUCGUGUCUGUUUGCAGCCACCUUUCCUGUUAUAUGUAAUAUAGAAUUUGUAUUUUUUUUCUCUCUCUCUGCAUUCGGAUUCUGAACCGUUUGCCGUAGGGGCCUCUCUUGGUUUUUACUCCUUGCUCCCUGCCCAUCACCCUGCGCCCCCGACCCUGCCGGAGCCCAAGGAGUGGAAAGCUGCCAGCCCGCCUACAGCAAACCCCUUUACUAUUAGGAAUAAGAACAGUAAUUGAUAUGAACAGCAUUGUAAGAUGAAUUAGUUGAAGUGUUUUUGUACCGUGUUCCAAAUUCAAUGGAUAAAUGUGUCUUGUAUAUAAAAACGAAAACCCCACGCUGUCCUCUGGGUCUCAUUUCCACAGCUGCUGGGGGAGCUGGGCAGAGCUACCCUGACUUUCAGUUCCGUUCCCACCCCACUGCCUGCCCCCUUCCCCUUCUGCUGUCCGCUGUAAGUAUAUUUUGCUUUCCCCCUUUUUUUUUUCCCCUUGGGGUUGGGGUGGGGGGGGAGUUUCUAUGCAGUUGAUUCUUGUAUUUUUUCAGUUUCACCCAAUCCCUUCAAUAAGCCCCCGAAUGGGUCGACGACUAAAAAGAAUAAAGGUCACAACGUGCUGUGUGUAUUUUUUAAUACUGACAUCCUGAGCCUGCUUCCAUGUCUUGGCACAGGGUAUCGGAGGGCAGGAGGGGGGGCAUGGGGUCAGCUUGCCCAUGCCUGGGGCCAAGAGAAUGCUAACAGGGUUGAUCCCUGGAGCUGCUCAUCUCCCUGCCGAGUCUGGGGUGGUUUCUUAAAAAAAUGUUUUAGCUCCUAGCUCUACGCUACAUCUGGCUCCUCACCCUAGGGGCCCCGAGCAGCUCCAGUUCCCUAAUGCUGGCUUAGCAGGCCCAGUACCCCUGUGCAACUGAUGCCCAGUCCAGGCCUGGCUGCCUGCCUGACCAACAGGCUCAGGGAAGGAGCCGGGUGCCUUCUGCCUUCUGCCUUCUCCAGCAGGCUGGCAGGGGAGGGCCUGGUCCUGCUGUUCCCUAGCCACCAUCCCUAGUUCUGCCAGGCCUCUGGUCCUAGCCCUGGCUGCCCUUGCUCUUCUGGGCACAAUGGGGGAAUUUGCUAUGGGGUGUUGCCACUGCAUGGUGCAGAACAGACUUCCAGGUCCAGGCAAUGCCCCCCUGCCCUAACCUCUAACCUUAACCCCCCCCCCCCGAUUGCUCUGCCCAGGGCGGCAGAGGUACAAAUAUUCAGCUCAGGCUCGAGUGGAAGGUGCUGCCAUCUCUGGAGUGAAGUGGACUCUGUUUGGCCCUGCCAUGGUGACCCACUUCCCCUGUGGGCUUUACUUCACUCCCCUGGUGCAGGUCAGGCAGCAGCAGCAGUAGCCCUGUAGGACCAGGGAGCUCCGGGCAAGGACUCAACCCCUUUGGCUGCCCUGUUGCUUUCGAGGCCAUGUGGACAGGGAGCUGAGCUCUGCUCCAUGCAUGCUGGCCCUAGGGCAGGAGGGCUGGAUGAAGGAGGGUGGUGUGGUGGCUGAGGCUGCAUCCAGUACAGGCCUUGACCCUUUCCUUGGCCAAGGGCCUCAGCCCCUUGCUAGCUCUGUGGAGCAAAAGGAAAUGGCAGCUAUAGCUGUCAGCUGCACUCCCCAGGCUCAGCGGAAGCAGUGGGGCAGGAAGCUGCCUUGGCGCCUUUUUUAGCUGCCCGCAGGCGCUUGCUGCAGCGGCCCCCUUCCGGCUCCCUGCUUAGGAGACGAGCCCCGUCUGACUGUGCCCUCUGUGCCAUCCCUGCACCAACCUGCUGUUCCCCACAUCCCCUACGCUGCUCACCACAGGGCCAGGUAGGACCUGCCUGAUGGAUGCUCGGUGGGGGGGGGCACUUCAAGGGACAUUGCACCCCUUCCCAGGCACCAGCCCCUUCCCCACAAGACAGCCUGGUGCACCUACCCAGGCUGUGCUCCCAGAGGUGGAUCUUGGCUAGAAGCCUCCAGACAUGGCACGUCCUGGUGCUCCCCAGUUGCCUCUGGCUCCCAACAGCUCCUCAGCACUUCCGCUCUGGGCCCCAGCCCAUAAAGCACCAGCUUCCCUGCUCCAUGACCUGCAGGUCCCCUUGGCUGCCAGGUCAUGCCCCAGCGGUGCCCACAUGUCCCCUGCUGUCUCAGCCAGGUCUGCAGGCACAGGCACGGUUGACUGGUGAGAUGUGGUGGAUGGGAACAGGGCUCUGGCUCCCAGUCCUGUGCAGCCAGUGCUGGGGCUGCCAGCUCUGCCCUGGGGAUUUGUAAGUAGCAAAAACCCUCAGGGCGGCUGGGCCUUGGCCUUGCUGGGAGCCUGAAGAUGCUCCAGAAAAGGGCUGGUCCCUCAUGCCAUAGCCUCCCAUGCUGGGGCUGGCUCUGCCUGAACACCUGAAAUAACUU